UGCGCUCAUUACGGUGGCGGGACCUGUUCUGCAUUAUUAGACCACGGUUUGAUGGGAUCUGGUGUUUCUGUUCCUUUAUUUCUUUACUUGUUUCUAAAGCGCAGGAUGGUUAUUCUUGCAGCGGAAACGCAUGGACUAGAGUAAAAAGGGCUUCAAAACCGCUUAAUCAUGAGGUGUCACUGGGUUGUAUUUGCCUCGCAUUUUCUUUUGCUGCCGCUUACAGUGUGGUGCGAGCCAGUCAUCUCCCCGAGCGGGCCUCACAUAGUGGUUCCCAGGAGGGGGAAGCUGGAGCUGCGUUGCUAUGACAAUGCCACAACACCUGGUGCCCCGUCCGGCUUGAGAUGGCAGUGGGAGAGGGCUCGCAGGCUGGAGGGAGAGGUGGAGGAGGGUGGAGUGGCUUAUAUCAAGGUGCCAUCAGUGCAGGCCUUCCACAUGGGUCGUUAUGUGUGCGUCAGCAACAGCACACAGGAGCACAGCUCCAUCUAUGUUUACGUGAAAGAUUCCCAGAAUGCCUUCCAGCGCACCAUGGUGAACGUCAUCCUGGUGCGAGCAGGUGAGAAUUGCACCAUCCCCUGUCUUGUGACUGACCCUGAGGUCACUCUCUUGGCUUUGGAGACCUGUGACGGACGACCUUUGCCCUUCGGUAUGAGUUACCACAGCAACCUCCAGCGAGGCGUCAUCAUCAGCAACGUGAGAAAGGAAUAUGAGGGCUGUUACGUAUGCGUGGGGCAGCUUGGUGGACUCAAAGUGACGUCUAACCAAUACACUGUGGAUGUGCGACUUGUUCCAGUGGCACUUCCAGUUAUCACACUGUCCCAGAAAGACAACGUCAUCUUGAGGAAAGGAGAGCAGUUUGAGCUUACCUGUAGCUCCACUAACGUCAACCCUGACUUCAGUCUCAAGUGGAACUUCCCUUCAACAGCGCAUCCUGAUGAAUCUCAGACCUCACACAUCCUGCCCGGUUCAUGUGGUUAUCAACGAGCCAUCUCGCUCUUAAUCACAGCUGUGAACCAAUCAGACUCAGGCACCUACCGUUGCUACGCCCACAACGAAAGAGGCACUAGUGCUGCGACGCUGCAGCUGGACAUCCACGAUCAGGGGUUCAUCACCAUUUUAGGAAGUCCAGGUCCGGUCCAGGCAGAUGUGAAAGAGGGAGAGAGCCUGAGCCUCACAGUAGAAUUAGAAGCCUAUCCUUCACCCAGCUCCCUGUCUUGGUCUUACAACGGCAAGCGGCUCCUCAACACCACAGAGCAUGUCAUCACUAUGCACCGCCGCAAAUAUAGAUACAUCAGUGAGCUGAGACUAGUGAGGGUUCUUGGCUCGGAGGGCGGGAUCUACAAGUUCUCAGCCAAUCAUGAGGAUGCAUCUGUCGAUCAUUCAUUUCAUGUGUAUGUCAACAGCAAACCUGUUAUCAUCGCCCAGGAGGGGCCUGUUGAUGGACAGGUGCGGUGCAUUGCCGCAGGUUACCCUGUCCCUAAAAUCAGCUGGUAUUUCUGUGAGCUGCCCCACACCAGGUGUUCACACCUGCCCAAUGCCACCCAAUGGGAGACUCCGGAGGUCACCAUGGUGACAGAGUCUGUUUUCGGUAGGAGUGAGGUGGAGAGUCGACUCAAUGUCAGCAAGGAGCACGCACAGUACCACACCCUGGAGUGUGUGGCAAGUACGGAGGGGGAAGAGGCCUACACACUGUUCUCCAUCAGUGAACGCAUCGUCCCCCAUAAACUCUUCACUCCUCUUCUAACUGGCAUGGUGGCUACUGGCAUCUUGCUCAGCCUCAUUCUACUGGUGCUGAUCUAUAAGUACAUGCAGAAACCAAAGUUUCAAAUCCAGUGGAAGGUCAUUGAGAGUAUCCAUGGCAACAACUACAUCUAUAUUGACCCCACCCAGCUGCCGUAUGACUCCAAAUGGGAGUUUCCGCGACAGAAACUACGCUUUGGUAAAACCCUGGGCUCUGGGGCUUUUGGAAAGGUAGUGAGGGCCACAGCGUAUGGACUGUGCUCUGCAGAUACUGUCACAACUGUCGCUGUUAAGAUGCUCAAACCCAACGCUCACUCCACGGAGAAGGAGGCGCUGAUGUCAGAGCUGAAGGUUCUCAGUUACCUUGGAAACCACGUGAACAUUGUUAACCUGCUGGGAGCUUGCACCGUCGGAGGCCCAAUUUUGGUGAUCACUGAGUACUGUUGCUAUGGCGACCUCCUCAACUUCCUGCGCCGAAAAAGAAAGACCUUCCUUAAUUCCCAAGGUAGUGAUGGUUACUAUCGCAACGUCUUGAACCAAAAUGAGCCUACAAGAGAGGUGACUGGUACAGGAUAUAUGCCCAUGCGUCCCUCUGAGAAAGAACGGUCCUCCCAGUCAGAUGACAUCGAUGAGCUGUCUCUGGACGCUGAAGAUCUCCUCAGCUUUUCCUACCAGGUUGCCAAAGGAAUGGAGUACAUUACUUCCAAGAAUUGUAUCCACAGAGAUCUUGCAGCCAGAAACAUUCUGCUGACUCACGGCAGGGUGGCAAAGAUUUGUGACUUUGGUUUGGCAAGAGACAUCACUACUGAUGCCAGUUAUGUGCUGCGGGGCAAUGCUCGUCUGCCGGUCAAGUGGAUGUCCCCCGAGAGCAUUUUCGACUGUGUCUACACCUUUGAGAGUGACGUGUGGUCCUACGGCAUCCUGCUCUGGGAAAUCUUCUCUCUGGGUAAUAGUCCAUACCCUGGGAUGCAAGUGGGCUCAGCAUUUUAUAGAAUGAUUCAGGAGGGCCACAGGAUGAGUAGGCCUGAGUUUGCUCCUAUUGAGGUGUAUGACAUGAUGCUGUCUUGCUGGAAUCAUGAUCCUUUGAAAAGGCCUUCCUUUAGGAAAUUAGUGGAGAGGACUGAACUGCUGCUGUCUGAAAAUACCAGGAACGUGUACCUGACGCUGAGCAAUGCUCCAGGUCCUCCAGAGCAGCAGAGGGCGCCAUCACGGAGGCUGAGCUCUGUCUGCAGCACGACAGCACCCACCCAGCCUUUACUGCAGAGCACAGCUGACGUCUUCCUGGACUAUGUCUGAUACACACACACACACACACACACACUUAUAUGUACAUACACAAUGCUAUGAAAUAUACAACUCCCCCUACCUCCCUGACCAUUCUCAAAACUACAAGAGCCAAAUACACUCUGUAAACUACUAACAACACAUUCACUCAAACUAAUUUUGAGUGAAAGUGCUGGCUUCUGCCUGACACACACACACACACACACGCACGCACAUAGGUACUGUGUAUAUAUAUACAACCCUUCAGAGGGCUCUAUCUAAUCUUCCCAUUGGCGUAUUGAUCUCCUUCGUGGUAGGUAUUUUAGGUGCACGUCAAUAUAAAGCAGACUCAAGCACUAACCACCCAUCAGACACAUCAGCAUCAGCAGGAGUUUUGGCUCACAUUCAGCCAUAGAUUACAUCUUAAAAUGCUUUGGGGAAAACAGAGACUACAAGUAUGAGUAAAUACCUGACCUUGGCAGAUGAUAUUGGACUGAGACAUGAAUAAGCAGAGCUGGCGCCUGCUGACACGAGAGGUCUUUGUGUCAGAUUUGUCUCCCAACAUUUUGGAAAAUACAUUUAUAUACUUUGUUCAUGGCAAUUAGGUGAGACCAUUCUCAUGUCAUGUGCUGGGGCCAGCAGGCAGUUAGCUUAGCUUAGCAUAAAGACUAGCGGAAACAGCUAGUUUGGCUUUGAUCAAUGACAACAAAAACUGCCUAGCAGCGCCUCUAGCUCACUGGUUGGUGGACUUUAUGCUAAGCUAAGCUAACAGCAUCCUGGUUGCAACUUCAUAUUUAACAAACAGAUAUGAGUGAUAUCAGUCUUCUCAUCUGUCUCUCAGCAAGAAGUAUAAGAAUAAGUGUAUAAUCACAAAAUGUUAAACUGUUCCUUUAAAAUUCUGAAUUUACUGCAAGAGGCACUAGAUGAAUAAAAAGGAGGUUGUAAGCAAGCCGACCUUAAAACUGGUUUUAACAGGCCCUUAAAAAAAUGAUAUCCUCUGAUAAGAGACCUGAAUGAGCCAUAGCGUGGUGGCAUGCAAACGAUAACUCCUGAUAAAAAAGAUAAAGCCAUAAGUUACAGGAACACCGAUUACCACCUGUGCGUUGUAGCUUUGAAUACUGUGACUUAUACAAAAAACCUGUGUGUAUUGCUGUAUGUAUUUUAGGAAUAGCAUUAGUUUAGUUUCUUUAGCAAAGCCACUGUGCCCAGGUGUUUAGGACUGAUUGUGUGCUCUUUUUACUUAAUUUCUGUCAAACAUGUAUGCAAUGUAAAUACAAUAGAGAUGUGCCUUUAGAUUCUUUUUUUUAAUAUUGAAUGCAUUUGGUUGUGACACAGUUGUUGUGGCAAGGGCAGCCAGAAGAGAGCUUGUGUACGCCAGUUUUGAGGUUCUUGCAGUUUUGAUACAGUUGGUUGACUUGUAAUAAUAAAGUACCUGUGAAGAGAACCAGCUGGAAAGCGUCCAUUUCCUUUGUCAUUUUCCUCUAUCUGUGACACAAGACUAAUUCAUGCUAGCAACUCUGUGGGCACUGUGGUGCUUUGAGCUAAAUGCUAAUAUCAGCAUGCUAAAAUGUUCACUUUUUUUUUUGCACACAGUAACAAUGCAAAUCCAAUGUUUAGGACGUAUGUUCGCCAUGUUAAUUUUACAAGCUAGCAUUUGCUAAUCUGCACCAGACACAAAGUACAGCUGAAGCUGAUGGAAAUGUCAUCAGUUUUGCAGGUUAACAUCUGUGCUAUCCAAAUACAGUGUAUAACCAUAUCGAUCUCAGUUAAUUUGAAGACAUAACUGUA
Molecule: messenger RNA, 4788 nt
Organism: Toxotes jaculatrix (banded archerfish)
Lineage: Eukaryota; Metazoa; Chordata; Actinopteri; Toxotidae
Gene: kitb
Product: KIT proto-oncogene, receptor tyrosine kinase b
Exons: 21
Coding region: 169-3033 (954 amino acids)
Biological process (GO): multicellular organism development; Fc receptor signaling pathway; positive regulation of MAP kinase activity
Cellular component (GO): signaling receptor complex
Molecular function (GO): ATP binding; transmembrane receptor protein tyrosine kinase activity; cytokine binding
Source: RefSeq, a predicted model, not a curated record